AGAGCGGAGUAGCCUUGCGACUGUGAGGUUCAACUAGUCCUCUUGAACAGUGACUAGUGGCGAUAACUUAAGGUAUUCAUCACUGGCACUGUAAGCGCAUUAAGGUUCGCACUUGCAGCAGUCAUUGGGUGCUUUGUGAGAACACAUCAUCGUGUUCCCUUAUUUUGUGUACGUGCUAGUUCAGAGUUCCAAGCUUACAGAAAAUAAGAUCGACUACACGAGACAAGGGAACUGAAUCAUAGCCCCGCACAACUGAAAUCGGCUGCGCACGAAAGCUUGUGUUCUGCCACGGCAUGGACAAUGGUGGACGGCACUCGCUGUUCUGAAGGAGGAAUUUGAUGCAUGACUCGCUUGACAUGAUACAUUUUUAAUUUUGCUUCAACUUCCACUGAAAUCAAGAGGAGAAAACUCUCAUUUUUAAAACAAAUUACCUGUGAACGACGAUUUUGUGUUCAGCUUAUCCAGGUACUGUCUGAAAUGUAUCUGAAGGCUGUAGGUGCUGUGAUCCUGCUACCUAUCCAGAUUCUUUAUUACAUUAUCAAGGCAGGCGUGUGUUUCUUGCUACCGAGUAAACGGAAGAGCCUGACUGGGGAAGUGGUGCUGAUCACAGGCGGCGGAAGAGGCAUCGGUCGUCACCUGGCAAAAGAAUUUGCCAAACAAGGGGCUAAAAAGCUGAUCCUUUGGGGACGCACUGAGAAAUGUCUGAAGGAGACGUGUGAGGAGAUCAACCUCUCAGGGACAGAGUGCCAUUAUUUUCUCUGUGACGUGGCCAACCGAGAGGAGGUAUACAAGCAAGCGAAGGUGGUCAGAGAAAAGGUGGGAGAUGUUACCAUUCUUGUGAACAAUGCAGCAGUGGUGCACGGGAAGAGUUUGAUAGACAGUGACGAUGAUGCCCUUCUGAAGUCACAGCACAUCAAUACAAUGGGGCAGUUUUGGACUACAAAGGCUUUCCUUCCACGCAUGCUGGAGCUGCAGAAUGGCCAUGUGGUCUGUGUGAAUUCUAUCUUAUCACAGUCACCCAUCCCUGGUGCUAUUGACUACUGCACGUCCAAGGCUUCUUCACUGGCCUUCAUGGAGAGCUUGACCCUGGGUCUGCUGGACUGCCCUGGAGUCAGCUGUACAACUGUGCUUCCCUUCCACACCAACACUGAGAUGUUUCAGGGCAUGAGAGUAAGAUUCCCUAAACUCUUUCCACCACUUAAGCCGGAAGUGGUGGCCCACCGAACCGUUGACGCUGUCAGAACCAACACAGCUUUUGUCCACCUACCAUGGACCAUGCAUGCCCUUGUUAUACUCAAAAGCAUCUUACCACAGAGUGCCCUCGAGGAAAUUCACAAGUUCUCAGGAAGCUAUACCUGCAUGAAUACAUUCAAAGGACGGACAUAGGAAGCAUUGAUGCUUCACAGGAGUUUCCAGUGUGCAUACGUCUCAAAGAAGCUACAGCACCAUUGUGAGCUCUGUAAUAUGGACCAACAAUGGGAAAAUUCCUGAAUACACAAAGGAGUUCCUCCAGUGGUGUUCCUGCAGACACUUUUAAUUGAGAUCCAUACAAAUGGAUGUCAUGGCAUACUGCAGUGCAGUGAAUGAUGCUCAAACCUAGGGACUGGCCGGUCAUUUUUGACCUCCAUGUGUUGUUGGAUGAACUUUGAAUGAUUUACACAUGUUGAGCUCAGCCUUUGCAAGAACAGUCCCACUCGUUUGUGUUCCAGUUAUGUACAUGUUUGUUUUGUUUUGUUUUUUUAAC
Messenger RNA from Chanos chanos (milkfish), 1744 nucleotides. It is a transcript of the gene dhrs3b, whose product is annotated as dehydrogenase/reductase (SDR family) member 3b. Gene Ontology annotation, molecular function: all-trans-retinol dehydrogenase (NAD+) activity. The record is from RefSeq and is a predicted model, not a curated record. Bases 478 to 1386 code for a protein of 302 amino acids. The transcript is spliced from 6 exons. Lineage: Eukaryota; Metazoa; Chordata; Actinopteri; Gonorynchiformes; Chanidae. Gene Ontology annotation, cellular component: lipid droplet. Gene Ontology annotation, biological process: retinoid metabolic process; regulation of retinoic acid receptor signaling pathway.